GUGCGACGACGCUGCUGCACGCCUGCACCGCCAGUUGCAACACCCUCCCCCCUUCGCUCUCGGCUUCUCGCUCGCCGCGCCUUGCCGCUAGCCUGUCUCACCUCGCGGCCGGCAGCAUUGCGCGACGCGCCGCGCUAUUCACAUUCAAAAUUAUUCGCAACAUUGCAAAAACUCUCUGUGCAAUAUAAAAUUCCGUUCUUUAUACCCGGUUACAAUAAUUUUGAAAACAGAGAGUUUCUCUAAGUCUUAUAAAAAAUUAAGUGCCUUUAAAAAAGUUUGAAUGCACUCCUCGUUGCAUAUCCCGCGCGCGUCGUUAUGAGAACCCCGUAGUCGCGGUCACGUUGACGUCGCGCGGUGCCGCCAUAUCUGUCUCGGUCACCAACUAGCAAAAUUAAUAGGUAAAAUUUACUUUCACAUCACUAAAAGAAUGCAAACCCGCGCGUUCCUUUUUUAAAUUUUGGAUGGAAUGAGGAGUGCACAAUCACAUUGUUUCUCAGUUUCAUAUGUUUGAGUAUCAUUUGUUUUUUUGUUUUUCGGACGGUUAGAGAGAUUUCAUUUUCUUCCAAAAUUGCAAAAAUUACAAAAUAAGAAUGGCGGAAGGCAAUGGAGAAAUAUCUAUGGAAGAGGUCCCUGGAAGGGAUUCUGAUGUUUACCGAACACCAGAUUACCGCAAACUCAUAGAGUAUGGUUUAGAUUCAAAGGUAGCGGCCAAGCUCGAUGAUAUUUAUAAGACUGGAAAGCUAGCGCACGCUGAGUUGGACGAGCGUGCGUUAGAUGCCUUAAAAGAAUUUCCAUCCGACGGUGCUUUAAGUGUUCUUGGACAAUUUUUAGAUUCAAAUCUUGAGCAUGUAUCAAAUAAAAGUGCUUAUUUAUGUGGAGUUAUGAAAACUUAUAGACAGAAAAGCCGGGCGGGCGUGCAGGGCGCUCCCGCUCUGGCGGCCAGUGCGCAGGUCAAAGGCCCGGACGAGAACAAGAUCAAACAAAUCCUCGCACGCACCGGGUACACGUUAGACGUUACCACGGGGCAGCGUAAGUACGGCGGGCCUCCGCCCGGGUGGGAAGGGGGCACGCCAGGGGCCGGAUGCGAAGUUUUCUGCGGCAAGAUCCCCAAGGAUAUGUACGAAGAUGAGUUGAUCCCACUUUUCGAACGAUGCGGCAACAUUUGGGACCUUCGCCUCAUGAUGGACCCCAUGACGGGGACAAAUAGGGGUUACGCGUUCGUGACCUUUACGACGCGUGAAGCCACUCAGCGCGCGGUGCAAGAGCUGAAUGAUUAUGAAAUUCGAAAGGGGAAAAAGAUUGGCGUUACGGUUUCCUUUAACAAUCAUCGUUUAUUCGUGGGAAAUAUCCCUAAGAAUCGAGGUCGGGACGAUUUGUUUGAGGAGCUUACUAGGCACGCACCUGGACUGGUAGAAGUAAUAAUUUAUAGUUCGCCCGAUGAUAAGAAGAAAAAUAGAGGAUUUUGUUUUUUGGAAUACGAGUCUCACAAGGCCGCGUCUUUAGCUAAGCGUCGACUUGGAACCGGUAGAAUAAAGGUAUGGGGCUGUGAUAUAAUAGUGGAUUGGGCCGACCCACAAGAAGAACCAGAUGAGCAGACAAUGAGUAAAGUGAAGGUGUUAUAUGUAAGGAACCUAACUCAAGACAUCACAGAAGAAGCGCUGAAAGAGGAAUUCGAACAAUAUGGCACCGUUGAACGAGUUAAGAAGAUUAAAGACUACGCAUUUGUACACUUCGAGAAUCGAGACUGUGCUGUAAAGGCCAUGCAAGAGCUAGACGGCAAAGAACUGGGUGGAGCCAGACUGGAAGUAUCCCUAGCGAAGCCACCUUCGGACAAGAAGAAGAAAGAAGAAAUACUCCGUGCUCGAGAACGUCGCAUGACUCAGAUGAUAUACGGACGUGGCGGAUUUGAUUGGUGCAGCUGCUCACCCGUGCACGGCGCGCUGCGUGGACGCACGCCGCAGCCCACGCCGCGCCCGCCCCAGGCCCGCGGGGACUACGAUUAUGAUUACGACUAUUACGGGUACGGGGAUUACCGAGGUGGCUACAAUGAGCCAUUUUACCGGUACGAUGAGUUCUAUUUUGAUUACGCGGGGCCACCGCAACCGUCCGCCGUUCGCCAGCCUCCCAACAGAGCGCAACCGGGGGCUGGGUCAUGUGGGACGGGCGCGCGUUGGGCGCGGCGCGGGGCCGCGGCUGGGGCCCGUGGUGGUGCGCGUCGCGCCGCUCGUGGCCGCCGCACGCCCAGCGCCAUGCGUGGCAACCAGCGCGCCAAGCCAAGUUUACCAGGUAAACGUAAACUGGAUGGGGGUCAUCAGAACAAUGGGGGGGAAAGCAAGCGUCGGGUGUGCGCGUGGGGAGCGGGCGGGUCGGGCGGGUCGGGCGUGUCGGGCGAUUCGGUGAGCGGCAGCAGCUAGCGCCCGCGCCCGGUGCCGCCCGGCCCACGCCCCGCCGCGCGCCGCGGGCCCCUGUCCCGGAGACACAACAAGCUGCGCAGGGGAGCCCCCGCGGGCGCCGGCCGCCGACUCUAAACGCACGCAGGGCCGAUCCACUUUUUCUAUGUAUCGUGUUUUUUAUUUGAUUUUCACGUUUUCGAUUUGUGUCGCGACGAUUCCGUAAAAAUCUUAAAGUAGGACGUUAUGAAAUGUUUCGAAUGUAAGUUUCCCGUUAUGCUUACGUUUUCGUCGUAUUAGCCGUAUAUAUUUAAUAUAUACUUAUUUUUUGUGAGGGCGCGCGGCCGCGGUUGCCUGUUUGCGGCCGUGCGUCGGGUCGCGGACCCGUCGACUGUCUGUUUUUUUUAAUACAUGUUAUUCGAUAUAUUUUAUUCCUGCGAACGCAUUUUGCGAUGUGAUGUGUAUUUUAGCAGUAAUUAUUAUAUUAUAAGGAGUUUGACUGUUGUUUUUUGACAAACUUACAACUUAGGGUACACGAGGAUGAAUCGGAGACGAAUGAAUUGCACCCGACGACUCAAUUACGGCUAAAAUAGUAACACCUUGUAAUCGAUAACAUUUCCCAACUGUGUUCCUGCUUUAGUUUUUUUGCUUUAUUUUAUUACAUAUUUUCCUUUAAAAUACAUUAGUGUGAAGUAGUUAUUGUAAAGUUCAGGAUUCUGCAAUGUUUAUUAUCGAUGUACUGUAACUAGACGUUUAUUUUUUUUGUAUUUCGACCGCAUAGCAUGUCCAUACUGUUAGAGCUCUGUCUUGUAUCAACCUUGUAUCAGUUUAAUAUGUGGAAUAAAUUUGCAAAACUGUGUUUGCCUUAUUAA
Messenger RNA from Pieris rapae (cabbage white), 3262 nucleotides. RefSeq names its product heterogeneous nuclear ribonucleoprotein R. The transcript has 15 exons. The coding region runs from base 591 to 2414 and encodes 607 amino acids. The record is from RefSeq and is a predicted model, not a curated record. Gene Ontology annotation, cellular component: nucleus; ribonucleoprotein complex. NCBI's taxonomy places the organism in Eukaryota, Metazoa, Arthropoda, Insecta, Lepidoptera, Pieridae. Gene Ontology annotation, molecular function: mRNA binding.